UUUUUUUGUAUUAAAAUGUAUUGUUGGUUGCCUACGAAUAAGGGGAACCUAACCUGUAAAAUGUUUUGUUGUGAAAAAAUCCUAACGGCGAUAACCGUUGGGGUGAAGACUCGUACUUUUGCAAGUGUUGCAAGUGUAAAAAUGGCCGGUUGGAAGGAAGACAAAGAAAAAUUUCUGUCUAUGCCCCUGGACGCCAAAAGAAAAUUCUACGCCGGAAAGCAAUACAAACAAAUAUCAGACAUCCCAACUUGGGAGGAAUACGCCAAAAAAGCGACCCUCGCCCCACAAAUCCCUUCAAAGACCGACUUCCAAAUCGACAGUUCCCUCAAUAGCUCUCUCUGUAAGAAGGUUUCGAUUUUCCAGGGCGACAUCACAACUUUAGAGAUUGAUGCGAUUGUGAACGCCGCCAACACGUCCCUCCUGGGCGGCGGCGGCGUCGACGGGGCCAUCCACCGGGCCGCUGGCCCCAAUUUGCUCGCCGAAUGCAAGACUCUCAAUGGGUGCCCCACCGGAGACGCUGUCAUAACUGGGGGCUAUAAACUACCAGCGAAAUAUGUGAUCCACACGGUGGGGCCCAGGGGCGAAAAACCGGGCCUUUUGCAACAGUGCUACCGAAACUGUCUUAAAAUCAUGGCAGAGAGGAAACUGCAAACUGUGGCGUUCCCGUGCAUUUCCACCGGGAUUUACGACUACCCCAACGAGCCUGCGGCACAUGUAGCCGCCUCGGAAGUGCGCAAAUUUUUGGAAAAAAACAGCGAGGUUGAGAGAGUCGUUUUUUGUAUUUUUCUGGACCAGGAUCAUGUGAUUUAUGAGGGGGUUUUGCAGUCGUAUUUUCCUUUGAAAUAAAUGUUUGGUGUUACUUAA
Molecule: messenger RNA, 864 nt
Organism: Tribolium castaneum (red flour beetle)
Lineage: Eukaryota; Metazoa; Arthropoda; Insecta; Coleoptera; Tenebrionidae
Product: macro domain-containing protein CT2219
Exons: 3
Coding region: 16-846 (276 amino acids)
Biological process (GO): peptidyl-glutamate ADP-deribosylation; purine nucleoside metabolic process; DNA damage response
Cellular component (GO): nucleoplasm
Molecular function (GO): ADP-ribosylglutamate-[protein] hydrolase activity
Source: RefSeq, a predicted model, not a curated record